Messenger RNA from Plasmodium malariae, 2340 nucleotides. Its product is annotated as pantothenate kinase, putative. The coding region runs from base 1 to 2340 and encodes 779 amino acids. Gene Ontology annotation, cellular component: cytosol; nucleus. The transcript has a single exon. Gene Ontology annotation, molecular function: ATP binding; pantothenate kinase activity. Gene Ontology annotation, biological process: coenzyme A biosynthetic process. The record is from RefSeq and is a predicted model, not a curated record. Lineage: Eukaryota; Apicomplexa; Aconoidasida; Haemosporida; Plasmodiidae.
AUGGGUAACACCAUAGGCGUGGAAUGUUCAUUCGGUCAUGUUCAUGUGACGAGUAUUUUAAUAAAUGAAAAAAUUAGAAAAAAAAAAAAUGCAUAUAGUUUGAUUGGAAACACGUGUAGCGACGUUUCUAAGAAUAAUUACAGUGAUAAUAAUAAUGGGGGAUUGAACAAUAUAUGUAGUAAUAAUUAUGCUUCACCAUAUGAGAAGAGAAAAGAAAAAGAUGAAUUCAAUACACAUGGUAAAUCAAACAAUGAUUAUUUAAAAAUGCAAAAAGAUAUGUUUGUAUAUAUGCUAAAUAUAAAACAUAUUAUUGAAGGUGAUGUCCAAAUGGCUGUAUUAAAAAAUAAUGCGGAUAUAUGCGAACAUGCACAAUUUUCGCUAGCUCAUUUAACCAACUUUUUUAAAGGGGAAGAAAAGAAAGACUUGCUUGAUUGUUUUCCUAUUUUUAAUAAUUUUGUGAAAAGCGAAGUGGGUAUCAAUAUACAAACAGAUGAAGCGAUAAAAGUAGACAUAUAUGGAAAGAGCACUAUACAUAUGGACAAUCACGGUGAUGCUAUUAAUACUCUGAAAGGUGAGGAUGAAAUAGCCCGAAUUUAUUUCUUUACUGUACAGGUAAAACAUAUUGAGGAAGCUCUGUUUAAAUGUACCAAAGACAUAAUAAAAAACGUAGCAGUAAAUUUAACGGGGGGACAAAAUUAUUAUAUAGAGAUCAAAUUAAGAAAACUAAUAGAACUUAAAAGUAUGCACUAUCAUAAAGAAAUAAAAUGCAUACAGAGUGCCAUAAACUUUUUAAAGAAAUUUUAUCCUGGUUGUCUGUAUCAUUUCUUAAUGUCAAAAGAGAACAAUGAAGCAGUCAAGAAUGGAGGAGAUUCCAUAAAUGAUAGAAAUAAACUAAGGGAGCAUCUUUUGAACAAAGAAGAAGCUGGUAAUAUAUGCCCCUAUCUAAUAGUAAAUGUAAAACGAGGUAUUAGCUAUCACCUAGUUAAUGAAAAGAAUAUUAUACAACGAAUUGGUAGUUGCUUUAUUAGUUAUAAGACUAUUCAAAAUUUAUUUUUUUUAAUAACUGGAAAAUUUUGUUCCUUACAAAGAAUUUGUAAACUGGCUAUUAAUGGGAUAAAUCGAACUUUUGAUAUGACUGUUGGUGAUAUUUAUGGUACAUCUUAUGGCAAUGCGGGUUUAAGUAGCGAUCUAACUGCGUCCUUUUUUGGUAAUGCUCAACAUAUAUCCAACAUUAAAAGCUUAUUUAACUGUUAUGAUGCGGAUGUGGAUGAGGAUGAAAAAGAAAAUGAAGACCAUGUUGAAGAAGGGACAAAUUCAAAAGGGGAUAGUAAGGCACUGAUAAAUACCCAUGAAGACGUGGCUAGCUCUACUUUUGAAACAAGUACAUGUGCUUAUUUUAGUGAUAGUAGCAUAAGUACACUUACUGGAAGUGAUAAUAGCAGUACCCAUUUUUUUACUUCAAAAACUCACAAUAAUUUGGCGUUUAAAUAUAUGAAACGGAACAAUAACAGCGGUAGACCUUUUUUUUUAAAUUUUUAUAGCCAUUCUAGUUAUACAUAUGAGAGCUGCAUAACUGAGCAGGUAAAACCAAUAUUGCAAAAGGAGGGUGAAAAAGAAGAAGCAAAUACAUUUCUGAGGAAUUCCAUAAGUGAUACAGAAUUAAGCUUAAAUACGCAGGAAAAAAUAAAAUGUAUUAAAAGGGGGGUAAAUAAAAAUAUUACUAUGAAUAGCUACGAAGACAAACGAGGUCUUUACCCCUUAUUAAAUAAAAAAUUUAAUGGAUUAAAAAUUAACCCCUUAACGAACAUGCGAAAGUUCGAACAAAAUUCUGAGCAAAUCAGAAAAAAAAAUUUUAACAAAGUAAUAAAUUGUUGUUCAGGAAAAAAUACAUUUGAAAAGAUAAAGUGCGUGAAUGAAAAUAAGAGUGAACAGUCUAGUGCCAAUAACGAGUACGGUGAGAUAAAUAAUUUUUUUUUGGAAAAUAAAAAUGAAGGCGCUGAGAACAGACUUUUCAUUAAUAACAAUAUUGGCAAUAAAACUCAUUGCAGGAAAAAAAAGCGUACAGUGAAAUUUAAUAAAAAGGAAUGCGAUUUGAUGAAAUCGUUACUGUCUAUGGUCAUAUUUAACUCAGCACAGCAGUCAUAUAUACAUAGUUACUUAUAUAAUGUGAAGCACAUUGUUUUUUCAGGUAUACUUUUGGACAAUGAAGCUUGUUUACAACUGAUGAAAAUUUAUAUAACGUUCAUGUAUCAUAAUGAGCAGAAAUUAUAUUUUACCAAAGUUUCUCCUUAUGUUAGUAGUUUAGGGGCUGCCUUGCAAAUGUUAAGCUGUUUUAUCUGA